UUGUUUCUAUUCCCGCUUGUGUUCUUGUCGCGUGCGAUGGUGUGAUUCUGCUCUGGAACAUUCGGGAACUUAAUUCAUAACUUAAACAAAAUUACGUAUACAAGCAUGAAAUACUACAAUUAUAGUGAUUACGGAAGUGGGAGCUCGGUGGAUUCGUCUUCGUUAAGCCAAGAUAUUCCACUUCGUUCAAAUCUGUCUUCCGAUUGGAAUGCCACCAAGUCAUCCAGCAUUGCCAAUCUGAUGAUCGGUAAAUGCUCUCUGGAUGACGCGAUGAAGGAGUUCAGACUGAACGGCUUGGAUUCUCCGUACAAUCCCGACGAGGACAACAUCUGGAGCGCGCGAGCAGUUGCAGAUACAUCGACCCAAUGGAACACGUACUCCAGGCAGGUGUCGUGGCCAGCCCCCGAACGGUCUCCCAAGGUACCGCUCCCGGGCUCUCACUGGACUUCCGGUCUGAGCAGCCCUCCUGUGCGCAAUGAGACCCUGACACCUCCUGCCGCCAACCAAGUGCAGCCCACCGAGGAGCAGCUGCGGGUGCUGAGCUCGCUGCCGGACGCCGUGCUCUACACCCUGCUGAGGAAGCUGGAGAGAAUCCGGGGAGACGACGCGACUAGGACGAAUGAAGAGUGCCGCUUCUGCAAGAACAACGGCGAGCGCGCGGCGUACUACCGCUCGCACGCGCUGCGCGACGCCGCCGGCCGCGUGGCCUGCCCCGUGCUGCGCGCCUUCGUGUGCGCGCGCUGCGGGGCCCGCGGGGACGCCGCGCACACCGCCAAGUACUGCCCCCGCGCCACACGAGACGGUACGUACCGCGCCCCGCACACCCGCCCCCCGCGCACCCGCCCGCCGCGCACCCGCCCGCCGCGCACCCGCCCGCCGCGCACCCGCCCGCCGCGCACCCGCCCGCCGCGUGGCCUGCCCCGUGCUGCGCGCCUUCGU
Bombyx mandarina (wild silkworm) is the source of this 939-nucleotide messenger RNA. RefSeq names its product zinc finger protein NANOS-O (gene Nanoso). The record is from RefSeq and is a predicted model, not a curated record. Gene Ontology annotation, molecular function: zinc ion binding; RNA binding. Lineage: Eukaryota; Metazoa; Arthropoda; Insecta; Lepidoptera; Bombycidae.